AUGAAUUCUUCCAUUGAUCCUUCAUUAGAUUUGUCUCUUUUUAACAACAUCCUUAACAAAUAAAUCAAGAAAGUGAACAUGAAAAAGCAAAAGAAAGCUAUUCACAAAGAAUUCAAUUAAUCUAAUACACCUAAAAAUGAAGCUAAAUAUAUAUGUGAAUUAAUAAGGCCUUUGAUUCAAUAAGAAAAAUAGUAAGAAGAAGUUUCUAAGUCAAACGAAAAAGGUGGACAUACAUUUGGGUAUUUACUUAAGGAUGUUUUUUCUUUUUAAUUCAAAAUAAUUGCAAUGCAAAUAUAAAAAAAUGAACUUAUCUUUAAUUGCUUGCCUUUUCAAUAAAAUAAAAUAUUUGAAUUAAAAAUAAAUUUUCCUUUUUAUUUAUUUUUAGAGUAAGUUUCUAACUUUUAAGUAGGUUUUGAGAAUUUAAAAAAAUAAUUUUCACCAAAAUAAUUAGAGAUACCUGAAGAAAUUAUUGAAUUUAUUGUUGAUCAUAAUUAAAUUGUUAUUGGAUGCAACAGACAGGUAAAUAAAAAUUGGUUGAAAAUGUUGGGCAUUAAUUCAGAUAUGAUUAUCGAUUAUAUACAAUAAUUUCAAGCAUUUCCUAUAGGUUGGAUUGUAGAUGCUCUUAAAUCUUAUAAUUUCUAUUAAGAUUUUAUGUAAACACAAUCUAUUGCUAUUUGUUUAAUCAACUAUAAUGGAUAGAAAUUUAAUGCUUAAGUAUAAAUAAAAUAUGAAUAAGAAACAAUUUCGAAAAAGAAAAUUGUUGAAAGAUAUAUAAUAACAUAUUUAAUAAACAGAAAAUAAUUAAGUUUGUAAUAAGUUGAGUAGAACUUUGCCAAUUACUUUGGAAUAAAACAGAUUUCUUAAGAAUUAGCUGAUACUUUUAUUGAGCACAUAAAUAAAUAAUGUGGAAUCAAAAAAAUAUGA
This is a messenger RNA of Paramecium sonneborni, 924 nucleotides long. NCBI's taxonomy places the organism in Eukaryota, Ciliophora, Oligohymenophorea, Peniculida, Parameciidae. The record is from the annotation of a GenBank genome assembly.